Miscanthus lutarioriparius is the source of this 675-nucleotide messenger RNA. NCBI's taxonomy places the organism in Eukaryota, Viridiplantae, Streptophyta, Magnoliopsida, Poales, Poaceae. The record is from the annotation of a GenBank genome assembly.
AUGGACGGCGGCGGGGUCGAGACGGGCACGACGGCGGCCUGGAUGGAGAAGCACCGGCAGAUGUACGAGCGGGCCACCCGGCACCCGUUCACCGUCUCCAUCCGCGACGGUACCGUCGACAUGUCUGCCUUCAAGCGCUGGCUGAGCCAGGACUAUCUGUUUGUAAGGGAAUUUGUUGCAUUUAUAGCAAGUGUAUUGCUCAAAUGCUGCAAGCAAGAAGACAGCUCGGACAUGGAAAUUAUCCUGGGUGGAGUAGCUUCUAUCAGCGAUGAGAUCUCUUGGUUCAAGAAUGAAGCUACCAGAUGGGGCGCCGAUCUAGCAAGUGUUUCUCCCUUAAAAGCCAAUUUAGAGUACCACAGGUUUCUCCAGAGCUUUACUGAGCCAGAGGUUAGCUAUGUUGUUGCUGUAACAGCCUUCUGGAUAAUUGAAACCGUGUACCAGGACAGCUUCGGUUUCUGUAUCCAAGAUGGUAAUAAGACGCCACCGGAGCUCCUGGGGACCUGCCAGAGAUGGGGCAACGCUGGGUUCAGACAGUACUGCCAGUCUCUGCAUAGCAUCGUGGAUCGCUGCUUGGCUAAUGCACCAGCUGAUGCUGUCAAGAGUGCUGAAGAGGCCUUCAUCCGGGUACUCGAGCUGGAAAUUGGUUUCUGGGAAAUGAGCUCUUCUCAGUCCUAA